AUGGCUCUCUCGGUAAAGCUGAGAUGGUUGAAAAAUAAUAUUAAAGCCUGGCUCAAAGUGGGAAAAAAUAGAGUUAAUGGGGAGUAUCUAGUCAAGAAAAAUCGGAUCCAUCAGUUGGAAAGAUUAGCAGAGUCGGGGUUGUUGGAGGAUGGGGAGUUGGAUGAAAGGGCGGAAUGUAUCAGUUUCAUCAUGGAUUCGGAUCGAAGAAAUCAAAUGGAUGCCAAGCAAAAAUCCCGAUCGAGGUGGGCCAUUGAAGGUGAUGAGAAUACUGCUUUCUAUCAUAAUGCUAUCAAAGCUAAUAUUAGUAAUAAUCGUAUUAAUGGCAUUAUUGUUAAUGGUGAAUGGAGUUCGGACCCGGUGGUUGUGAAGGAAAAAUUCUUCGAAUUUUUUGCCAAUCAAUUUAUGGAACCGAUGGCGUCUCGGCCUUCCAUAAUGUGUCAGAAUAUGGUAUCAUUGUCAGCAACUGAAGCUAAUUCUCUAAUUGAGCCUUUUUCUCUUUCGGAAAUUAAGGAUGCGAUUUGGGGUUGUGUUGGUGAUCGGGCCCCCGGCCCGGACGGCUUUAAUUUUAAAUUCAUUAAAAAUAACUGGGAUCUCUUUCAAGGCGAUUUUCUAAAGGUUUUUCAGGAAUUCCAUUCAAAGGGGUCAAUUAGUAGAUGUUGCUCGUCUUCGUUCAUUGCCUUGAUUCCUAAAACUAAUGACCCAAUUUCCCCGUCAAAUUUCCGUCCAAUCAGUUUAAUUGGAGUGGUUAAUAAAGCUAUCUCUAAAGUUCUGGUAAAUAGGCUUAAAAAAGUUGUUGGGAAGCUUGUGUCGGAGGAACAGACUGCCUUUCUGUCCGGGAGAAAUAUUUCAGAUGGCCCCCUUAUUCUAAACGAAGUUAUCGCCUGGAUGAAGAAAGCAAAAAAAUCGGGUAUGGUAUUCAAGAUUGAUAUUAAUAAAGCCUAUGACUCCCUCAACUGGAAAUUUUUAGAGUCGGUGAUGACUCAAAUGAAUUUUCCAGUGACAUGGAGAGAAUGGAUCAUGGCAACUCUUGUCUCGUCUAGGGCUUCGGUACUAGUGAAUGGUUCUCCCACUAUGGAAUUUGAGUGUACACGAGGGUUGCAGCAGGGAGAUCCUUUGUCCCCAUUUUUGUUUGUUAUUGCCAUGGAGGCGCUUUCCGGGGUGAAUGAAGUAGAGGUUCAGCUUAUGGCAAACGUUUUGGGCUGUAAAAAGGGCUCAUUUCCGUUUAAGCACCUAGGCUUGGUGGUAGGAGCAAAUAUGAACCUUAUUCGAAACUGGAAGCCAGUCAUUGAUAUAUUCAAGAAUCGGUUGUCUCUGUUGAAAGCAAAGAAUCUUUCAUAUGGGGCUCCGGCUAAAGUCUUAGAUAUCUUGGAGAGGUUGAGGAGAGUCUUCUUUUGGGGCGGGUCGGAUGAAAACUCUCAUAUGAGUUGGAUGGCAUGGGAAAAGGUAACCGCUCCUUUGGAGUAUGGUGGAUUAGGAUUUGGUUCUCUUCGUGAUGCUAAUUUAGCGAUGCUCUCAAAAUGGUGGUGGGGAUUUAAAUUAGACAAAGACCAUCUAUGGAGGAAAGUGAUUUGGGCGAUUCACCAUAACAAUAGAUCUUGGGCUCCAAUUCUAGCUAAGAUGUCGAUACCGGGUCCUUGGAAACAAAUCAUCAGAAUUAAUACUCAUCUCAAUCAGAUCGGGAUCAAUUUCGUUGAUGCAAUUCGAUGUCAGGUGGGAUGUGGUUCGAAAGCAGCCUUCUGGCUAGACAUUUGGAUCAGCGAGCAGCCGUUAUGUGUCAAGUUCCCGUUAUUAUUCGCCCUUGAAAUUGAUAAGUCUUGCAGUGUUUCGGAUCGGGUCUCAUGGGGGGAGAAUACGAUGAACUUAUCAUGGAGGUGGAAGCGCCCUGUAACAUCAGCUAGUGAACAAGAGGAGCUGGUCUGGAAGUAUGAUAAGUCAGAGUAUUUUACUGUAGCUAGCAUUAAAAAUAUAUCAGCGACCGUAUCAAGGUCAGUUCUGGAGUAUCUGUUCUUUUGGAACAAGUUAGUUCCAAAAAAAGUGGGGGUUGUUUCAUGGCGGGCUCUAUCGGAAAGGCUGCCUACCCAGGUUGCAUUGGCUGCAAGGAAUGUCUAUAUCGCAGAUAAUCGUUGUUUGUUUUACAGAGACUAUGAAGAAACCUGCGAACAUCUGUUCGUAUCAUGCCAGUUCACGCAAUCGGUAUGGCUUAUUAUUUUUCAGUGGUGCAAAACUCCCCCUACGUUUGCAUUUAGCCUGAAGGAUAUACGAGAUGCUCAUGUCUUCCUAAAUGGAUCCAAGAUGAAGAGAAUGGUUCUUAAUGCGAUAGCUCAGGUAGUCAUUUGGUGUAUAUGGAGGUUGCGGAAUGAAAUUGUAUUCGGCCAGGCAACUCCCAAUAUUACAAAGGUUGUCGAAGAGUCUAAAUCAAUGGCGUAUCACUGA
This is a messenger RNA of Helianthus annuus (common sunflower), 2433 nucleotides long. RefSeq lists its product as uncharacterized. NCBI's taxonomy places the organism in Eukaryota, Viridiplantae, Streptophyta, Magnoliopsida, Asterales, Asteraceae. The coding region runs from base 1 to 2433 and encodes 810 amino acids. The transcript has 4 exons. The record is from RefSeq and is a predicted model, not a curated record.